Molecule: messenger RNA, 2454 nt
Organism: Paramormyrops kingsleyae
Lineage: Eukaryota; Metazoa; Chordata; Actinopteri; Osteoglossiformes; Mormyridae
Gene: ak3
Product: adenylate kinase 3
Biological process (GO): nucleobase-containing compound metabolic process
Cellular component (GO): mitochondrion
Molecular function (GO): AMP kinase activity; ATP binding
Source: RefSeq, a predicted model, not a curated record
AGACGAUGCAAAUCCAACAGGUGAAAUAUGAACCUAAAAUUCCCACGACGGAUGUCCCGAGGACCAGGACAACAAACGUAGCCUUAUUUAAGCAGAUUAUUAAGUAGAAAGGGCGAACAUUUCCCCUUUUUUUGCGCGGCACCACGUCAGCUUAUACUGCAGGCUGUGUAUCUGAUGGGAAUGUAAGCGCGCAUCGCGCCGCGCUCGCAGAGGGUCCCGUGUCUGCUUUCAACUUCCUGCAAUGCAGCCGUUCCUCCUCCUCCUCCUCCGUCCGCGUCAGGCUUUUAAAAAACAGCUUUUUUUUCUCAGGGACGCCUGCCAGCAAAGCGGCAUCAAGGCAUCCAGACGCUCAAGCUCAUUAUUUUAUAUAUACAUAUAUAUAUAUAUCUUUUUUUUUUUAUUAUUAUUUUAUUUAGCGGCGGAAAGCUGCAUAUUUUAAUGCUGGGCGUCGCCACGGGGAAGAUCUUUGAAUAUAUUUUUUUAGUAGUUAAUCACUUAUUUUGGAAAUAGGGUAGAAUGGGUCUACGCGUACUCUUCCGGGCGAUUAUCAUGGGACCACCGGGCUCAGGAAAAGGGACCAUAUCGGAUCGCAUAAGUAAAAGCUUCGGACUGACACACCUUUCGAGCGGAGACGUGCUCAGAGCCAAUAUUAAAGCCAAGACCGAGAUCGGCCUGCUGAUGAAAUCCUGCAUAGACCAGGGUCAGCUGGUCCCGGAUGACGUCAUCUCCCGCCUCAUCCUAGGAGAGCUGCGGCAGAUGGGGAGCAGCGGCUGGCUGCUUGACGGCUUCCCCCGGACCGUACCGCAGGCGGAGGCCCUAGACGACGCCUACAACGUCGACACAGUCAUCAACCUGGACGUCCCUUUCCCGACCAUCCAGGAGCGCCUGACCUCUCGCUGGCUUCACCUGCCCAGUGGCAGGGUUUACAACACCAGCUUCAACCCCCCCAAAGUCCCUGGUCUUGAUGAUGUCACUGGGGAACCCUUGACACAAAGGUCUGAUGACACGCCGGACACCGUUGCCAGGAGACUGAAGGCCUAUGAGACCCAGACACAGCCGGUGCUCGAGUACUACAGAAACUGGAUAGUGGGGAGAUUUAAGCACCGUCUCCCUUUUGAAGCUACUAAUUUGAGUGGACAGAUGGUUGGGUGCAGCAGACUGGUGAAAAACAAGUUACCAUGAGCAUUGUGAUGUAGGAUAAGCUGGGAUGUUAUUGCUUUUUCAUAAGUGCGAAGGCUGUGGAUGUGAAAAGGUGAAGGAAAACCUACCAUGUGUGGUAUUUACUGAUGCUUGCAUGCACAGCACACAAUACCUGCCGUCAUGUGUACAGUCAUAACUGUACACGCCAUAAUAUUUAGAGCUGAAACAACUAAUUGAUAAUGUCGAUAAUAGUAAUAAAAGUAGAGAAAGCAAAUUUUAUCGUUUGGUUGCAUUUUUGGAGUUUUUAAUUGACAUCACCACCUAGCGAUGUUAGCAUUUGAGUGCUAACUAAAUCAUUAGUGAAUUAAAUAUUCAACUAAACAUGGCAGAGACAGCGGGUUAGUCCGUGGAGGGUUGACGCAUGAGUGGAAUAAAAGUGGAAUCAGUUUUUCAUUUUGCACCGUCAUGGAAGUCUGUGUCCUGCAGAUGACUUGGCACAGCGGGACAGCCAUAGUACGUGAGCAGCCAAAGAAGGCACGUCCGAGUCCCGCAUGAACUCGCGCCAAACAGUGGUGCAAGUUAUUUAGUGUGUUUCUCUUAAGAAAUGUUAUGUUCAAGCUUGAUCAAGUUUUGAUCUUUGUUUCUAUGAUGUUAAAUAUAGGUUCUGUACACUGUCUAAAGUUUUUUUUUUUUUUUUUACACAACUGUGUCUUAAAAAUACCUCGAUGUUAUUUAAAUAAAGCUUUUGCAUUUUUCUUUAAACCCUGUGGUUUGGCCUAACUAAUCGAUUAAGCUGAUCGCCUGAUUAUAAUUUUCAUAAUUCAUCAUGUAUUUUGCAGCUCAACAUAGUAUAUAUCAUAUGAAAGCUGUAUAUAAACUAUAAUGACUUUGACAAAAUGGUGGAACGGAACAGAAAUAAGACACUAUUGGUUGUUUUGGCGUUUGCACAAGAGAAACACAAGAAACCAAAAGUGUAUCACGAUUUUUGGGGAGGUUGCAAAGUGCUGUGAGAUUAGACAUCUGAGUUUGGGCCUGUUAUCAGAGUGCUUGAAACCUCACCUCAUCUCUAUAACUUUCUUUAUGAAUGAAAUGAGAAAUCAAAUAUUUGUCUAUUGUAUUACUUGAGGAUUAGGUAUGAGAGGGUCGUGCAUACCUGCCCAUCCAUCCUCUCCCUGCUGACCCGGUAAUCCAUCACAAGGCACGCAGGAAUUUCUAAAUUGUCAAAGUUAAUGGUUAAGCCAUGAAAUACUAGCGGUCCAGUAUGAGACAUGUUAUAGAUGCGUCUUCAGUUUCCCACUGACUCCUGUCAUUGUU